Vespa mandarinia (Asian giant hornet) is the source of this 1116-nucleotide messenger RNA. RefSeq names its product eukaryotic translation initiation factor 4E type 2. Lineage: Eukaryota; Metazoa; Arthropoda; Insecta; Hymenoptera; Vespidae. Gene Ontology annotation, biological process: translational initiation. Gene Ontology annotation, cellular component: eukaryotic translation initiation factor 4F complex; cytoplasm. The record is from RefSeq and is a predicted model, not a curated record. Gene Ontology annotation, molecular function: RNA 7-methylguanosine cap binding; translation initiation factor activity.
CUAUUUAUAGAUAUAUGUAUAUAUAUGUAUAUAUUACAAUUUUAGAUUCACUGAGAGAAUGAUGUAUUAAAACUAGGAAAUUCUAGUAAAAGAUUAGUAUAGCCAACGUAAGGGCAUUAAACUUCUUAAUGCAAUAAGUGAUAAAGGAGAGAGAUCAACAAUCAAGUUUUUGUAUUUAUAUUCCUACUUGUUGAAAUAUAUCGUUUACAGUAUUUUAUUAAUAUUCUAUAUACAUUUAUACCUCUGCAAGAAACAUGUCCAAUAAAUUUGAGGCUUCUUACAGAUCAAAAACCAAUGAAGACAGUGGAGACGAAGAAACCCAAUCAAAGGACAGUCAUAAAGUUGAAAAAGAUCUAUUACCUCCUAUAGAAAUAAGUCCUCACGAGCACAAAUUGCAAUAUGCAUACGCGUUAUGGUAUAGUAGACGCAGUCCUGGUAAACAAACCAGCAUACAGAGUUACGACCAGAAUUUAAAAUUGGUUGGUAGGUUCGCAAGUGUGGAACAAUUUUGGGGUCUAUACAGUCACUUAGUCAGACCAUCAGAAUUAACAACACACACAGACUUUCACUUAUUUAAAGUGGGUAUAAAACCUAUGUGGGAGGAUGAGGCAAACCAAAGAGGUGGUAAAUGGAUAGUAAGAUUAAGAAAAGGCUUGGUGUCAAGAUGUUGGGAAAAUCUUAUUUUAGCUAUGUUAGGAGAGCAAUUUAUGGUAGGAGAGGAAAUAUGUGGUGCUGUUGUAUCCAUAAGGUUUCAAGAAGAUAUAAUUUGUGUUUGGAACAAAACAGCAUCGGAUGUUGCAACGACAGCAAGAAUUAGAGAUACACUUAGGAGAGUAUUACAUCUUCCAGCCAGUGCCUCUAUGGAAUAUAAGACUCACAAUGAAAGUUUAAAAAAUGUUCAUAGGCUUUAGAGCUAUGAAGAUCUGACUGCGAUACAUUUCAACCACUUUGUGGAGAUUGUGAAGAUACUUGUGACGUGGUGGCAAUUCUGACGUUCAGAAUAUUUUGCAAAUAAUGAAUUGGGCUAAACAACUGUUCGGUGAACCACUUUAUUCACAAGUGUCAUCAUUGUAACUUAUGUAAAUAAUAAAUACACAUUGCUAAUGGUUGUCUGAA